AUUGCGGUGAAACGGAGCAUCCCUUUCCUUUCAGAGUUUACAAGUAUUUAUAAGGGAGCCAGCACUUUGCUUCCUUCAGAUCACAAAACCAACCUGCCUGACAACUUCAACUAACAGGCGUCGCGGGAAAAGAUGUCUCACCUACUAUUUGCCAUACUUUCAUUACUUUCCUUUGCUGCCCUUUUGGAAGCCCAGUGGAAACUGAGAGAGAACGUGUAUGUCAUAGAAUCUGAGUGGAAUGAUGAGACACCAGCUAAAAAAUUGGAGCUCACCUGUAACACAUCCGAUGAAGCACUGCCAGUUUACUGGAAAAAGGGCACAGAACUGAAAGGAACUGGAAGGACUCUGAUUGCUGAAGUGAAAGAGUUCCCGGAUGCUGGCAACUACACCUGUCUGACAGCUAAUACCCAUGAAGUUGUCAGCUACGAUUUCUUCCUCAUAAGUAAAAUAGACUCCAACGGGCAAAUGAUAAGGUCAAUUCUGAAAAGUUAUAAAGAGCCAAACAGGACGUUUUUAAAAUGUGAGGCAAAGAACUACUCUGGAAUUUUCAUGUGUUCAUGGAUGACAGAAAAUGAGAGUCCAAAUGUGAAGUUCACAAUCAGAAGUCUUAAAGGCUCUCAUGGAGAUGUCACCUGCAGCAGCCCUGUAGCUCACACUGAUAAAUCAGUGACUGAAUACACAGCCCAGUGCCAGAAAGAAAACUACUGUCAAUUUGCUGAAGAGCACCAGCCAAUUGAGAUGUUCCUGGAGGUCAUUGAUGAGGUGGAAUAUGAGAACUACACUAGCAGCUUCUUCAUUAGAGAUAUCAUAAAACCUGAUCCACCCCAAUGUCAGUAUGCAGGCACAAAUGGAACAGUGACCUGGACGUAUCCCAGAACAUGGAGCACACCAAAGACCUACUUCCCUUUGACUUUCAAGGUCAAAGUUGAACGUAGAAAGAAACAAGAAAAGCAGGAUUAUGACACUGAUGAGCAGUCUAUUCAGAUUCCAGUGAUUGGGCCAAAAGACAAGAUCUCUGUGAAGGCCAGGGAUCGCUAUUACAACUCAUCCUGGAGUGAGUGGUCUUCACUUUGCAGGUAA
Molecule: messenger RNA, 1080 nt
Organism: Cygnus atratus (black swan)
Lineage: Eukaryota; Metazoa; Chordata; Aves; Anseriformes; Anatidae
Gene: IL12B
Product: interleukin 12B
Exons: 7
Coding region: 133-1080 (315 amino acids)
Biological process (GO): immunoglobulin mediated immune response; cytokine-mediated signaling pathway
Cellular component (GO): external side of plasma membrane
Molecular function (GO): cytokine receptor activity; protein binding
Source: RefSeq, a predicted model, not a curated record